CCAGUUAUUCCGCGUGGAACGAGGGCAGAUGAAAUGCAGGCCUGCAUAAAAUCUUCUUACAUCUGGAAUGGCAUUCAAACACUUGGAUUAUCGACUAACAUGCGAGUUCAUCUCAACGGUGAUCCCUCUGCCCAGCAGUUUGCAGAUAAUCUACUGAAACUAGGAAAUGGAGCCCUUACUUCAGAAAAUGAAGAUGGAUAUGUAGCGAUGCAAGGCAUUGGAAGGAUUGUGACUACUGAAGAAGAACUGAAAGAGGCUGUGUUUCCGAAUGUGAUUCACCACUUCACUGAUCACGCAUGGCUGUGCGAAAGAGCAAUUCUUGCCCCAACAAACGAAGCCGUCAGUGUUAUCAACAAGGAACUUUUACAGAACUUACCCGGAACUCUUCAUAUUUACAAAUCUAUAGACACGACAUGCAAUAUUGACGAGGCUGUCAACUAUACGACAGAGUUUCUCAACAAAUUAGAGCCACCUGGAGUACCCUCCCACAUAUUGGACUUGAAGGUUGGAGCACCGAUAAUUCUCCUCAGGAAUCUGGAUCCGCCUGCACUUUGCAAUGGAACAAGACUUUCUAUCAAGAAACUGAUGCCAAAUAUUAUAGAAGCCACCAUCAUGACCGGACAUGCUGCAGGCGAAGAUGUGUUUAUUUCAAGAAUUCCUAUAAUCCCUUCCGAUCUCCAGUUUCAGUUUAAGCGUCUACAAUUCCCUGUUCGUUUGAGUUUCGCGAUGAGCAUUAAUAAGGCACAAGGACAAUCUCUCAAAGUUGUAGGGCUCGACCUCCGUAAGCCGUGUUUCUCCCAUGGUCAACUGUACGUGGGUUGUUCAAGAGUUGGUAAUGCCGAUAAUCUACACAUCUUAUCUCCGAAUGGAAGAACAUUAAAUAUAGUUUAUCCCGAGGCUCUCUAACGAAAAGGACAAUCU
This is a messenger RNA of Stegodyphus dumicola, 921 nucleotides long. Its product is annotated as ATP-dependent DNA helicase PIF1-like. Gene Ontology annotation, biological process: telomere maintenance; DNA repair. Gene Ontology annotation, molecular function: DNA helicase activity. Lineage: Eukaryota; Metazoa; Arthropoda; Arachnida; Araneae; Eresidae. The record is from RefSeq and is a predicted model, not a curated record.